UUUCUGUUGCUCCGAGGACAACUUUUUCCUCCGCGCGCUGCUCUGCUCUCCAUCUCACCCAUCGUCCUCUUCUCCCCUCUCUCCCCCCUCUCUCUCUCUCCAUCGUACAUCAUAAUGCCAGUGUAUAGUUCCAUGCAGAAGGGUAAGACGCGCGGUCCGACCUGUUAAAUUGCCCCGAUCUCCAUCUCUUCCCUGCUUGGCGCGCGUCCACGGGAUUCCCAGCAGCCACAGAGGGAUCAUACUGGCAGGUCAAUGAAGGUGCAUCACUGAAGUGACGCCUUUGUGCAAGUGCGACACAGGCACUUCCACCUCCCCCUCCCUCCCUUCCUUCCUUCCUUCCUUCCUUCCUUCCUUCCUUACACCCUCCCUCCCUCACUUACAUCCGGGUCGGAACCAGCGCAGGCGAACCAAGCGGAAAAACUCCCGAGUCCAGGCCGUGAGACGGUGAUCAGGCUUCGGCCUCAGGUGCAUCUCUGAGGCGGGGCGACGCUGGAGGUCCAGGUGUUGUGGAGGCAUGGACUGUAACUGCGUCAGUGAUCUGCUGCUCCCCCCGGUGCCCGCGCUCUGGACGCCAGUCAUUCAGACAGCAGCGGCAGCACUCCUCCGCCCCCAGCCCCCUGGUGAGCAGCGGGACAAACGACAGGCCUCAUCCUCCUCCUCCUCCUCUCUUUCCUGCUCCCUCCGUCCAGGGUUCGCCUUCCCAGACUGGGCGUACAAGCCUGAGUCGAGCCCCGGCUCCAGGCAGAUCCAGUUGUGGCACUUCAUCCUGGAGCUGCUGCAGAAGGAGGAGUACCAGGGAGUCAUCGCCUGGCAGGGCGACUACGGAGAGUUUGUCAUCAAGGACCCAGACGAGGUGGCGCGGCUGUGGGGGAUCAGGAAGUGCAAACCACACAUGAACUACGACAAGCUGAGCAGGGCUUUGAGGUAUUACUACAACAAGCGCAUUUUGCACAAAACCAAAGGGAAACGAUUCACCUACAAGUUUAACUUCAGUAAGGUGGUGUUGGUGAACUAUCCCAUCCUGGACAUGGCCAACUCUCCCUUCUUUCUGGCCCAGAAUCACUUCAACGGGGGCUCCACGGCACCAGACUGCACCCCAGAGGCCAUACAGUCCCUGUUUCCUCGCCUGCCGGACUCCAGCAGAGGAACAUCCUUGUUCGAUCGAGGGACGACGGCACCGGGGCCCGAAGGAGACAAACUAAGACUGGACACGUUCCCUUUCCUCAGUUCAGGUGCCCCGUGCUACUCCAAACCCCCGUCUCUGCUGGGCCCGUACCCACGCAACCCACCCUUUGACUACCCGUGGGGAUUCAAUCCCUACCUCCCAGGGGCCUUCUCCCUCAAUAACUGCCCCAAACUGCCCCCUGGCUCUCUCUACCCCUCCCAGUUUUACCCCAACCCUUUGCAGAGCAGCCUCUCCCAGCUGCCUCACCCCUUCUCCUCACUGCUCCCCCCAGGGGAGGCAGGUGGGGGUGAGAGGGGGGCAAACGGCACAGCGGGUGGUCAGCCAACCAGGCCCUGCCUGCCGCCCUACCCGGGGGGCCUGUCGCUGGGUCGCACGGACAUUGGAAGCGGGGCGACAUUGGGGGAAAGGGUGGAGGACAAUCCUCCAGGCACGGGGCUCAGUCUGGGGCUGGGAGCCGUCGGGCUGGGAGCCGGAACUGGGGCAGAGCGGCAGAGCCCCACAGAGAGGAGAGGAGGGGUGAAGCAGGACCCAGAGUCGGACUCAGACCUGGAGAUCACGGAUCUGAGCGACUGCAGCUCGGAGAACGAAAACGAGCACGAUUUCGGCCUGAGGAAGGAAUCCAGCCUGGCCAGCCGAUCGCAGAUCCUGUUGGAUGGAAAGAAAGCCAGCGCGCUGCCACCCAUCUCCGCUCUGCCCCCGCCGGUGUCACCGCAUCCUCUGAAGAGCCUGAUUCCCAUCACUCCUCCUCCUCCUCCACCGCCGUCCCUGGCUGCAUCACUCUCCCCCUCCAUGGCUCUGCGGGAAAGACACAGGGAGACGGAGUCUGUGAAAAUGAUGCACAGCUAAUACGUGUUGUGGUCUUCUCUGCCUGUCUAUGCUCUGAUAACUCUCUUCUUCUCUCCUUUCAUUUGUCUGCUUCAAACGAUCACCUCCAGUGAGAAAUACUUCCCCCCCAGGGAGGGCACUUAUAAAAUGUCUCUCUCCCUGUUUACAUAAGGGCCAUGAUCAUACUGACAAAGGCUGGGUGACGUGGAUUACAGAGUAAUCUCCAGAGUUUUAGACCCAGGUCCACGGGGAUAUUCUCUGGACUCAUGAAAAGUUUUCCUUUGAGAUGUUUGUGCUUCUCAAAGCAGAGUGACGAUACACUGUAAAUACACUCUAAAAUAAAAGCUGGACUGUUUAUGAUCUCUAUUACAUCAUCUUACAAUACACUACAUCUUAAAGAGGCAGGAAAAGUCAUCACAGACACAUUAUCAUCAAAUCUAAGACCACAUCUAGUCUCAUGUCACAAUACAGAUAUCGAUAUGUUGCCCAGCCCUAAUCUUGACUUUGCCAUCGACACUGUUUUUUUGGGCAUCAUCAGUCUCUAACGCCACCAUCUUGUCCUUUCUGCUCUGGUUUUCCACAAAAGAAUCGCUCCAUGCUUUGUAGAUGUACAAAUGUGUUGCAGUUUUUUGGGUUUUCUGUCCACAGACAGAACUGCAAUGUCAAUAAAAGCCCAAAACUAACAAAACAAAACAUAACGCUCAAGUCAAGUCCAUUUUACACACUCUAGAUACAGGAUGCUCUCCAUCAGUUCUGUAUGAGAGCCAGUCAAAUACUGCCACCUGGUGUUGCAGUCUGUCACUGUGCAGUCUGCCUCCAUCGUCUCUCUUUCUAUUCUUUCUGCCCCAGAGUUCAUUUUGCACUUACGUUGAUACAACUCUGUUUCUUGCGGGUCAGUUCAAAUGUGAAGGAAAAACAACAACCACAACAAAAAAAAAAGAAAAUCAUAUUUCUAGUAGUGCUAACUGUGAUGGUAUGUGAAUAUUGGUUUAUUUUGUCCUGUGUAUUUUCUGUUUUUCUUUUGUUUUUCAAAGAAAAAGGGAAGAAAAAGAGAGCAUUGACGAGCUGGGCCGCUCUUAACAUUUGUAUUCAUAUUUCAGUGUACAUAUAUUUUAAUAUGGUGUAUAUUACUAUUUAAUUACUAUCUCGCUAUGAUAAGAUUUAGCUGUUAUCGUUGUGAUUUCAUUCGGUAUUGAAACAUGUUUGGAGAAAAAAGAAUUAUAAGCUUCGGUGUGUCAAACUUUCAAUUAUUAAUGCACUCUGAAGAUGUUUUUUUUUUGUUUUUUUUGAGGACAGAGGUCACACUGGGAUUUGCCUCUGAUUUGAUCAAACCCAGUUAAUUGUGCCCUUUGGUCAUUUUUUUGCCAGAUGCCCGACAUACAAACCCCUUUGGUUUAAAUAUAUGCUGGUAGACUUAUUUUUAUGGUUAAAAUUCACCCAGUGUUACUGAAGUGUAAUUAGUCAAAGGUGAAUAAUGCUGUUUUUUUGAAUUUUCUUUCCUAAAUCACCCCCUGAAAGUCUGUUUUAAUUCAUUACCAAUCAAUGCUUUUUGUCCAUGCCAGCAGCAGGGCAAUCCGGUGAGCUGGAGGACAUCAAUAUAUAUUCAAAAACGGUUUCUCUGUUUUUGACACGACCCAGUUUCCCAGCACAGAGUCAUCACCAAACCAUAUUGUACAGCUUUAUAGCCUAUGGUUUGUCAAACAGUGGCAGUAUAUGAUUAGUUGUGAAAGCUCUAUUGUAAAGUUAAUGUAAAGCUCUAUGUUUUGAGUUGCUACAGAAACGGCCUCCUCCAGUCCAGUCCAGUCGAGUCCAGUCCAGUCUCCAUGUGGACUGACAUGUGUAAAUACUGUUGUGUGUGUAUGUGUGUGUACACAUUCAAAAAUGACAACGCAAGUGUUUUGAACCUGUCAUCUCUUUGUUUUACUGUAAAGAUGCUGAAAAAAAAAAAGAAGAAAAAAUAUUAAUAUCUUCAAAAGCAAUAAACAUUAUUCUGGAUAGUG
Solea senegalensis (Senegalese sole) is the source of this 4011-nucleotide messenger RNA. It is a transcript of the gene erfl1, whose product is annotated as Ets2 repressor factor like 1. Gene Ontology annotation, cellular component: nucleus. The transcript has 7 exons. The record is from RefSeq and is a predicted model, not a curated record. Bases 515 to 2032 code for a protein of 505 amino acids. Gene Ontology annotation, biological process: regulation of transcription by RNA polymerase II; cell differentiation. Gene Ontology annotation, molecular function: DNA-binding transcription factor activity, RNA polymerase II-specific; sequence-specific DNA binding. Lineage: Eukaryota; Metazoa; Chordata; Actinopteri; Pleuronectiformes; Soleidae.